Episyrphus balteatus (marmalade hoverfly) is the source of this 3742-nucleotide messenger RNA. It is a transcript of the gene Pdzd8, whose product is annotated as PDZ domain-containing protein 8. The record is from RefSeq and is a predicted model, not a curated record. The transcript has 9 exons. Gene Ontology annotation, biological process: mitochondrial calcium ion homeostasis. NCBI's taxonomy places the organism in Eukaryota, Metazoa, Arthropoda, Insecta, Diptera, Syrphidae. The coding region runs from base 569 to 3643 and encodes 1024 amino acids. Gene Ontology annotation, molecular function: protein binding; lipid binding. Gene Ontology annotation, cellular component: mitochondria-associated endoplasmic reticulum membrane contact site.
AACAAUAAAAUUCAUCGCACUCGGCUGUGCACUUUAUUUACAAACUAAAAACAGCUGUUACAACAAAUUGCGAACUCCUGCGCCGAAAUUGAUUUUUCUAACAAACGCCAAACAAUCCACUCGCUGUUGUUCAUUGAAAAACUUAUCAGAAACUCGCCUAUUGUCGCACUAACAGGGGGCAUCGCUAUUUCCGCCAUAUACCAAUAUGGUUUCGUCAGAUUAGUGUUUUUUUUUUUUUUUUUAAUUUUUUUUUCUGUGGUUUGUAUAGAAGUGUCUAUCUGCCCUCAUAACAAAAAUUACAACAAAAAAUGUGCCUGUAAAAUAUCAGAAAUCAAGAAGAACUUUCUUUCGUAUAAAACACAAAUCUCUGGAUAUAGAUUAGUAAUGGCCGUGAUUUAAAAAAAAAGGGAAAGCAAUAAAGAAAUAAAUCUACCCUCAAGCCAUUAUAGCUUCCUUUCCCACGCCCUUUCCAAGUGAACAAAAUAUAAUCUGUGAAAAUUUUUCGGUAUACAAAGUAAGUUUUUUUGGGGACUGCAAGCAAAGGAGUACCUUUCUAAGUUUAUUAAAAAUGGAUUUGACCAGCCUUUUGUUGUUUGGCUUUAUAUCGGUGGUGAUUGGAGCUGUUCUAAUGCUGAUUGUUCAAUAUUAUAUUUAUGUUCGUUUUUGCGAUAUGCCACAAACUAGCAAUGAACAAAAGGAUUUUAAUGAAAAAUAUGCACUGCCUGAGGAUAUACACGAAAAUGCAACAAAAUUUGAUCCUGAAAGUAAAUCCCCCCUGAUGGCACUCAAUUUGAUAAUGCAAUUCCUAUUCCAUGAAUUGAAGCACACCAGCAGAGUACGGAAGUGGUUCUACCGGAAGCUUUCGUUGGAACUGGAUGAAUUGGUUACGAAGACCACUACAGGCAAAUUAUUCGAUAAGUUGACGCUCAAAGAUCUUGAUCUCGGUGACCAAUUUCCAGAAAUAAAAAUACUCACCGUUCACGAUUUGGAUAUUCACGAAACAGAAGGUCGUAUUGAAAAUUUAGACUUGCAAUUAGAUAUAAAAUACACUGGUAAUUUUCGAAUGGCAGUUGAUGCAGUAAUGGUUUUGGGGAAAAAAGCUUCAUUGACAUUAAAAGUUAAACGAUUAUCUGGAUUGGCAAGACUUCAAUUUACCAGAAAACCCUACACCCAUUGGUCACUAAGUUUCCUUGGUGAUCCUGAACUUGAUUUAGGUAUUGAAUCUAAAUUUCAAGGCCGUCACAUGCAAUCCAAUAUCAGUAGUCUAAUAUCAAAUCAAAUUCGAAGAGCAGUUCGUCGCAAACACACUCUACCAAAACAUAAACUCCGAUAUAAACCGUUUUUCCAAGAAAACGAUGAAGAAAUCGAUGCUGAUAUUCAACCUAAUGGUUUAUUAGAAGUUAAAAUAUCUGAACUUUCUCGUCUGCUAAUUCCCAAUGCAACUAUUACCGAUGUUUAUUGCACCUUGACAAUGGCUUCUUUAGCAUGGGUUGAAGCAAAACAAAAAGAUGACCGAAAUGUUAUUGUUUCAAUAGAUGUGGAAAUACACAAGGCGAAAAAUCAACAAAUCGGUAUCCUAUUUAAACAGGGUGAACAUAAUGUUGAAAUCGAAGCAGUUCUACCAAAUACUCCAGCAAUUAAAUCCCAACUUCGAUCCGGAGAUACACUUAUUUCGAUUGAAGGAACAAGAGUUAACUCUAUUCAGCAGGUCGCUAAAAUUGUCAAAGCUCUCAGCAAGUCGGUAUUUUUCCUACGAAUUGAACGUUUAAUACCUGGAAUUAUACGUAACGAUGCUAUUUUGGAAGAUUUAGAUGUCUACGAGGAUCUUGGUGAACCAAAACCUCCUCCCACACCUAAACUAAUACCUCAUGGUGUUGAACUACUAAGCCAGCCACCUUUGACUGGAAAUCCCUUACCAAGACAAGUUCGAAGCAAUUCCUCGAGUGAAUCGAGUAUUUCGAACACACCAACUAAUUCACCUAAAAAGACAAAACUCAUUGCCAAAGCUAUUAAAAAGACUCUUACUCGAGAAAGUAGUGACACUUCUGUCAUUUCUGCAGAAGAUAAUAAAUCAAUUGGUAAAACAAGGGCUAGAGAAGAUUCACUAAGCAAUUCAAUGCCUCCAAUUGCAAUUCCCCCAGUACGAAGUGAAGUCAUGGAUGUCGAACACUACCAACAACAUUCAACUAUUGAUUGCUCUAUCGACAAUCUUAUCCAUAUGGACGACAUUUGUCGUUUCAAACUGAAUUCAAAUUGCAAGUAUUUGAAUCUCUGUGUCUAUGGCAAAUGCACUGGAGACAGCGUUCUUCUAGGAUUUUUAAACAUUCCAGUUAAAAGUGUUAUUGGCGAGUGCAUGGAGACAAGCUUAAUUGAGAUGAUGAAGACAUAUCACCUUGUACCCCCAGUUCAGCAAGAUUUAAAAGCUCACGAUCUAUCGUCGAUGUCAGGAUUUAAUCCAAAUAUGUGUUUUGGAGAUAUUCUCAUGGCCUUUUCAUGGGACGGAAAUCCGAUUCAGGGUGAAAUUGUGAAGAAACCAUUAAAGGCCAAAAGUUCCUCAGAAAAAUUGGAAGAAAUUGAAAAGUCUGAAGCCACAACUGCUGCAUCAUCGCCUAAAACGCACAAUUUUGUUCGCACUCAUUUCCAUCGUGCGACACAGUGUGAUUUUUGCGGAAAGAAAAUUUGGCUUAAAGAUGCCGUCCAAUGUCGUGAUUGUUCAAUGACAUGCCAUAAAAAAUGCAUAACAAAGUGUCAAAAUUCAACAGUUUGUGGUCCAGUUGAUUGUUCAGGAGUUUUAAAUACUAUUUCGACUACAGCCCAACAACCUGAAUUUACUGUAACUGAAGCUCCAUCAUCAACAGCAACAACAAGUAUUGAUGAACCUUCCGAAGAAGAACAACAAAAAUUGAUUGAUACAAAAACUAGCACAGAACCAGUAGUUCAUCGUCAAAGUUUAACAGGUCUCAUUGCACAAGGAUUGAAACGUGUUAAUUCGGCUAAUAAUUUGGCAAUACCUGGGAUAUCAUCGUCGUUGAGUCAGAAUAGUAAAAGUUUACCACCAAGUCCGCAACAUAGUCCAAGCCGAUUUGAACUAAUGUCAUCUAGAUUUUUGUGCGAUUUAAAGCAGUCAUUGGUCAACCAGGGAGUAAGUCCGUUCAUAACUGUCACUCAAAUACUUGAGUCCAUUCCGAAUGACCUCGAAAAGCUCUCAAACGAACAGAUAAAUAGCAUAACUGAGCCUAUUAUUAAUAUAGGACGAGAUGAAGAUGUUAUGACACUAGCAAAGGAUGCCAGCAAGGAGUUAUUCGGUGAUCGAACUUCUGUUGAAAGAAUGUCCAAAAUCAAUGAGUUGCUUACCAAACUUCGAUUGGCCUUAGAUAGUGAGACAUCCAACCAUUCAAAACUUUUAGAAGUCAAUCCAAAUGAAAGUUCAAUCAUUAAAUCAAUUUCAAAUGACAGCACACGAUCACAGAGUAACGAAAAAAUUCAAGAAUCCGAUGCACCAAUAUCACCGAAUAGCAAAGAGGCACUUGCACGAAAAGCAUUCGAUUUGGGUAAAUCUGAAGAACGAGUUCAAGCCCUCAGUGUUAUAAUGCUAUAUUUGUGUACUGGUCUUCAACAUGCCCAAGGAGUAGCAUUCCAAUGAAUUAUAUUGUACGAGUAUAAGUUUGAACUAUAAUAAAAUAUUAAAAUGAAAAGAAAGUCACUCCGGUAGAAUAAAAAAAUAUAUAUUUAAAAACUACGA